UCAGUCAGAGCGACAGAAACGCCCUGACGGAGAUAGAUAGAGGGAGGGAAUGAGUGAGAGAGAGAGAGAGAGAGAGAGAGAGAGAGAGAGAGAGAGAGAGAGAGAGAGAGAGAGAGAGAGAGAGAGAGAGAGAGAGUAGCGGACAGAGAGCGAUUGAAAGAGAAGUUUGUAGCCUACUGGAUACAUUUUGGUGGAGAUAAAUUGAAGCGGGAGGACAGGAAAAACGCAAUAUUGUUUUUGAGUAAAUCAAAACUUUAUUAGACGGCAAGAGAAGAAAGCAAUUUUUAAUAAAUUAUCACGGAAUUAUUGUGUUAGAGAGAGACACAAUUGAUCAUCCCGUUAUCGAACAAAUUGAUCUGAUGAUCAUGACGGCAGCUGUCGAUAUGAAACCGACAUUAACCAUCAUAAAGUCUGAAAGAAUGGACGAUCUGGAGUGUGGAGAUGUGCCCCUGCUCACUCCAGGGAGUAAAGAGAUGAUGUCUCAGGCUCUGAAGGACACGUUCAGCGGCUUCACAAAGGAACAGCAACGACUGGCCAUUCCCAAAGACCCCAGGCAGUGGACAGAGAGCCACGUGGGAGAGUGGCUGACGUGGACGGUGAACGAGUUCAGCCUGAAGAGCGUGGACUUCCACAAGUUCUGUAUGAACGGGGCCAGUAUGUGUGCUCUGGGGAAGGAACGCUUCCUGGAUCUAGCACCUGACUAUGUGGGCGACAUCCUCUGGGAACAUCUAGAGAUGCUUCAGAAAGAAGACACAAAACAUUUCCCUGUCAACGGCCUGACCUCCACCUUCCAGGAAUCCCACUAUACCUCAGACUACUUUGUCAGCUAUGGCAUUGAGCAUGCCCAGUGCGUUCCUCCCUCUGAAUACUCAGAGCCGGGCUUCAUCACAGAGUCCUACCAGACCCUUCACCCAAUCAGCUCCGAGGACCUGCUGUCACUCAAGUACGAGAGCGAAUACCCAAACGUCAUCCUCAGGGACAUGCCCCUCAACACACUGCAGGGGGACUACUUCUCAGUCAAGCAGGAGGUGGUCUCCCCCGACAACAUGUGUGUGGGCCGCAUCAGCAGAGGUAAGCUGGGAGGCCAGGACUCGUUUGAGAGCAACGAGAGCUUUGAAAGCUGUGACCGUCUGACCCAGUCCUGGAGCAGCCAGUCCUCCUUCAGCAGUCUGCAGCGCGUCCCAUCGUAUGACAGCUUCGACUCUGAGGACUACCCCAGCACCCUGCAUGGACACAAGCCCAAGGGAACCUUCAAGGACUACGUCAGGGAGCGCUCAGACCUCAGCAAGGACAAACCUGUCAUCCCCGCCGCAGCACUGGCAGGAUACACAGGCAGCGGCCCCAUCCAGCUGUGGCAGUUUCUGCUGGAGCUUCUGACGGACAAGUCCUGUCAGUCCUUCAUCAGCUGGACGGGAGACGGCUGGGAGUUCAAGCUGUCCGACCCUGACGAGGUGGCUCGGAGGUGGGGGAAGAGGAAAAACAAGCCCAAGAUGAACUACGAAAAGCUGAGCCGAGGCCUGCGCUACUACUACGACAAGAACAUCAUCCACAAGACAUCAGGGAAGCGCUACGUCUACCGCUUUGUCUGUGACUUAAAAAGCCUGCUGGGAUACACCCCCGAGGAGCUCCACGCCAUGCUGGACGUCAAGCCUGAUGUGGACGAGUGAAAACAGAGGGAUGAGAGAACAGUAAUAGUAGAAGAAUAGGGGAGUAAAGGAGCCGAGGAGACUAGGGCUCAGAGAUUGAUGCCGUCCGGUAAAAGAGGGCGCCCAUUUUGGGACCAAACCUAAACUGUGGUUUGUAUCAUUUUGAGCUGUUGUCAGAUGACGUUCAAAAAGGAAGCACAUGCCAAACGUGAAAAUUGAUAAUAUGUUGCAUUUGAGAUAGUGUGUAUGGUAGCUAUAUGUAUAUACUGGUAUUACUUAGUAGCUCAAGGCACAUGGAAAGCUAUCAGUUAGAAUAGAGUGGCCAUUUAGCCUAAGUAGCACAAGAAACUGACAUUGAGGAAGGGGGCCAAGAGACAGUGAAAUAUUCAUUAUAGGGAAGGACAUGAAUGGAGAGUUCCUGCUAUGAAAUCUGUUGCCAAAUAUAAAAUGGAAAGUAGUGGAAAUAGAUCACUGUUUCUCUGCCACACUCCAAACACAAUAGGCAUGGGUAGAUUUCUCAGCUUGGACCAAAAAAGUGUUGUUUUUGUUACUAUUGUUUCAGAAGCAUAAUGUUUGUGUCAGUAUUAUCGUUGAGAUUCAACUCCUGGUGUACUGUUUAGUCUCAGUCCGACCAGGAUUCCCCCGUUUUUUUUAAAUAUUUUUUUUAUGAAGGUAUUAUGAAACCAAACGUUGCACCAUUUAAUGUUAAGUUAGUCCUGUCUCCUCUCUGUGAAAGCCCAAUAACUGAAACAUGCUGAUAUGACUAUCAGAUGACACUAGACACUGGCCUUUUUACUCAUUUUCAUAGUUGGGUGGAGAGUUACUUACUCAUACCAAGAAUGGUUGAUAGACACCUGAAAGUAACCGUUGCUUUAAAACUGACGCUUUCAGCUCUGCACAUUUGCCGCUUCACUAUAGAAAUUUACUGUCUUACCACCAGUAAUAAAAAUCCUUAGACACCCUUUCUGUGGUGAGUUUUGAAAGUAUUUGGACAUGAAAGAGUCAAACGUGCCCAUCACAAUCUGUACAUUGAGUGGUUUCCAAACCCCCAUUUUAGCAUUGCUUUAGAAGAGAGCAGAGAGGGAGGGACCUGUUGCUGACAAAUUGAAUUGCGAGCCAUGUACGAGGGAUGGUUUUUGUAGUCAAAAGAGAAAGCUUAGGAAUGUAGAGUGUACUGUAUUUGUGUGUGUUACGUGGUGUUCUCUGAAUGAAGGGAAGCUGCCAUAGCUAGGUAAGGUAUAUCAAGGUGCAUGAUGGUAGUAGGGUGAAAAGAGAAGGGUUCAAAGCAAGGAGUGUAAACUUUGGAUGACUGUUUGAAAAAGAGAGAGAUGAGAGGAGGACUGGGUAGUUUUGGGAGGGAACCGUGGAGUUGUGAAGUUAAUCAGUAGUGGCUGAAAGAGAAUGAUCAUCAUUAUGGUAUGAGGAUGAGAUUAAUGCUUGUGCUGUUGUACAGCUUGGAGUCUUUUGUUAACUGAAGUGUUUGUAUGGAUGCUCCAUUUCACCAAUGAGGAGGGAGAGAUCGACAGGAAACAGGACUACCAUAAAGAGUUGGGCUAAAGGACUACUGGGAGAGAUGUGGCAUUAUAUGCUCUUUUCUUACCAUGCUUUGUACAUGCUUUUCUAUUUCUAACACAUAAGAACACCCAAUUCAGUAUAUGGAAAGGAUCAAUUAAAUGACAUGCCCUGAAUACUGUAUGUACUUGUGCAGCUUGCUCAAGAGCCACAGUAGCUGUGCUGGUUGGGUUUUGAGUAAUGUCGUCAGUGGGAACAUGACUAUACGCAGGUCUUAUGGGAAAAGCCAAAGUCAAGAAAUAUCAUCUUAAAAUACAAAUGUUAUUGUUUACAGUGGCUGAAUGUUACCCAUUCUGAUGAAAAUAGGUUUUGAAAUGUUUAUUUGUACAGAUUGUAUUUCAUAAUGCUUUAUUAAGAUCCAGAUUAAACAAAUAAGCAAGAGACAAAGCAGGAAUAAUAACCAAACCCAUGUGAGGUCUGGGCGAUAGAUAGGGCUUUGGGUAUGUCCACCAUCUUGAAGGACAGGGACUGUUAUUCCCUCACAUUCAAAGUGUUGUUUCUGCUUUGAUCUAUUGAUUUGUUGGAAAGCACUCAGUGUUAGGACUCAGCGAAGAUAUUUGGCUGGACUGACUGUAGUUCCCUCUUGAGAUUAUAGGAAAGGGAUUUCUGUCCAUAUUAGUUACUUUUUUGUUGGGCAACUGACCACAGGGUUGGUUUUUCUAGUGUCAGUCAGCACAAACACACACGCACACGCACACAGACCACACACCACACACACACACACACACACACACACACACACACACACACACACACACACACACACACACACACACACACACACACACACACACACACGUAAUCUUGUGUAGAGAAGAUUGAAUUCUCUUGAACAAAUCAAUCCACCCAAUCUCUGUGGUUCAUUUUGCACGCUACAUUUCCAGGAUUCACAUCACUGUUUGAUUAUUACUGUUCAGAUUUUUUUCCUCCAAAAAAUGUUUUACGUUAGGGCAACUGUUCAUAUAUUUAAAUAUAUGCUUAACUUGUUGUUGAUGAUGCCUUCCAGCUACUAGCCAGUCACCAUUUUGAGUAAAUCAGAAUAUAAUAUCUUUGUUUAAAUGGAAAGUCUGUUUGGACUUCAAGUCAAGUUUGUUUCAGUAAAUGUCAUAUACGUUAAGUUGUAGACACAAGUAUUGCACAGAUCUUUCUAAAUGGACUAAAUACAUAAAUACACAGAUACCUUGCGAUAUUAGCAUAUCUCAUUAGGAAACCUUUUUUGUUAUGGAUGGUGUUGUUUUUUUUGUAUAUUUUAUAGUGUUUCUGUAUUUUUGUUAAUGAGAUCAUUUUUUAUGUAUUUAGUUCACAAACAUUUGAAUAUUUUUCAAUAAUUUAUAUUUUAUAAAAGAAAAAGACGCAGACAGCUGGUGCUUUCAUGGGAAAUAAAGGUAGCACAGGAAAAAAAUGUAGCGAUUUUCUUUCGAUAUAGAGAAUAGACCUGUCUGUUAAAGAAAAAGGCUGAUGCUGGCCCAUCAUUGAUUUCUGCUGGAAAGUUUUAUAAACUGUUGCUUCUAUUUCUUAAUGUACUUUAAAAAAAAUACGUUAUAAAAAAAUAUAUGUGAACAAGUA
Molecule: messenger RNA, 4784 nt
Organism: Salvelinus namaycush (lake trout)
Lineage: Eukaryota; Metazoa; Chordata; Actinopteri; Salmoniformes; Salmonidae
Product: protein C-ets-1-like
Exons: 8
Coding region: 360-1667 (435 amino acids)
Biological process (GO): regulation of transcription by RNA polymerase II; cell differentiation
Cellular component (GO): nucleus
Molecular function (GO): sequence-specific DNA binding; DNA-binding transcription factor activity, RNA polymerase II-specific
Source: RefSeq, a predicted model, not a curated record